Messenger RNA from Girardinichthys multiradiatus, 3536 nucleotides. RefSeq names its product cyclin-dependent kinase inhibitor 1D (gene cdkn1d). The coding region runs from base 28 to 726 and encodes 232 amino acids. Gene Ontology annotation, biological process: regulation of mitotic cell cycle; signal transduction by p53 class mediator. Gene Ontology annotation, cellular component: nucleus. The transcript is spliced from 3 exons. Lineage: Eukaryota; Metazoa; Chordata; Actinopteri; Cyprinodontiformes; Goodeidae. Gene Ontology annotation, molecular function: cyclin-dependent protein serine/threonine kinase inhibitor activity. The record is from RefSeq and is a predicted model, not a curated record.
GUGUGUCACAUUUGAGAAAGGAGGGGAAUGGCGGGCGCUGCCAAAAUAUUUGGCCUAGUUUCGGCCACUCAGAGAGAGGAGGAGGAGGAGGAGGAGAAGAGGUUCAAGGAGCGUUGCACCGAGAAGAACAUGCAGAAGGGGUGGGAGGAAGCUGAAGAGCAUUUUCGCUUCACAACGAGGGACAUGGUGAUGGCUUCUACAUCAGCAUCGUCCGGAGGAACCAUGACAUCUGAUUCAGAGAUCUCACACCUCCAAGGCAUCGAGGCCUUGAAGCUGAAUGUAGGGCCGGUGCGGAGAAACCUCUUCGGCCCGGUCGACCACCAGCAGCUCCAACAGGACUUCCAGCGGGUGCUCCACAUGAGCGUGGAGGAGGCCAGCAAGUGCUGGAACUUCGACUUCCAGAGAGACGUGCCAGGGGAGGGCGCCGACAUCGAGUGGGUGGAGGUCAGCUGCCAGGACGUGCCGGCGUUUUACCGGACCUGCUCGGUGAGGCCCAGAGUCGUAACCAGAAAAAUCGCGAGGAGCACCUCAUUGUCGUCGUCAGAGGAGGACAGCUUUCCUGUCUCCAGCAGCUCGUCUGGCUCUGGGGACGAGUUCCUGGAAGUGACCACGAGGGAGUGCUACCCACUUCACAGACUGAAAAAACACAGACAGUCUGCAAUCACAGAUUUCUUUAAGGUGAAAAAGAGGAAGCUCCUGCAUUGCAAAACAUCCUCUCGGCAGUAAAAAAUUGCAACGCUCUCCACAGGAACAUCACUAAGUGGUCUCCAGCCCUCUACACUCAGCGUGAUAUAGAUCACAUGUAUAUAUGUAGCAAUUUAUAACAGACUUUUUAUAAGCUUAUACAACCUUGGGCCUUAAAACUUUGAAUUCCACCUUGCAUUUAAUUUUCAGCACAAGGAAGCUACCAUUCUUCUUUAGUCAAGCUCAGACUGUAGUUUUUUGUGGAUAAAUAUAUUUUAUAUACUGUUUUACUCAACCUUUUUUACAAUACUGUGAAAUAAUCGUAAAUGCACUCAUUCAGGAUACUAAAACAGAGAAAGGAUACUAAUUCCAAGAGGUUAAGUCUCUUCUCGACUAGAGCUUGACCUUAGUCCCUGACCUUUUCUUUCAUGCUCCAAGUCGUUACAGGCUGUUGAUCAGAGCAGUUACUACUGCCGGCACGCUCAGCACACGUAGCGGUUUAGUUUCACCCCGAGGCUCUGAAAGCUCGAGUUUGACCAGGGGUCAAAAGGUGACAGCACGACUGCCAUUAGCUCCAGUUUAAAGGUCGGAGGGUGGAGGCUAAGCAUUAAAGAUGCUGUACGACACACUCCAAUUUGUAGUAUUAAUAAUAAUGUUCUAUUUAUUUUUUUCUGACAAUGCAAGAUCAUUGUCCAAAAUUUUUUUUUUUUAAGUAUGAUGAUAAUCCAUUGUACAAAAUGAGGUAAGAUAAAGUGCCUUCACCCCCUGAAAUACAGUGCCUUGAAAAGGUAUUCCACAUAUUACGUUUUACUUCCAACCACAAACUUCAAUGUGUUUCACUUGGAUUUGAUGAGAGAGCAACAGUAAAUGGCACAUAACCUUAAGAAAUUACUCAAUUAGGAAGUACAGUUUAUUGAGUCUAAUAUUCUCAGUAAGACCCAAGUUCAAACUGAAUCUUUUGCAAGGCACUGUACGCUUCCCACAAGAAGUCAGUUUUACACACAAUAACAUACUAAUGACAAACUUCUAUUUUUGCUUUGUAAUACCGACAUAAUAAAGGGUUGUAACAACCUUUGAGGCAACAUGAUGAAACAUCCCAUUCACUGUGGUAUGUUUUAGUCAGCUUUAUGCUUGUAAUAUGUAGCAUUUUCCACGUUUGUUUUUAUCCAUUAAGGGAAACCAGUGUUUCUAUGUUCUGAGCUCAGAGAAGGCAGAUGUUUCGGUUCUGCUUUUUUUUUUUUUUUUUUUUUAAAGAGUAUGCAGGGUCCAGUUGUCUCCCACGUGUUCUGUCGCCAUCCUGUUCUUUGAUUCUGCACGCAUGUGUAUGUGUCACAAGUUGUAAAAAGAUGGAAGCAGCUGAGGCUGAAGCCAAAGCUGUCACCUGAAGAACAAAACGUGUUGAUUUUCUUCUAUUUAGCUGUAAAAUGUUCUUUUUUUUUUUUAGAUCUCCCUAAAAAGAAAAAAAUAAAUCAGGCUUCCAUGCAUAUAUACCGCUGAUGACAUCACAAGUGGCUACAAAUAAUAGUCGUUUUGAUCACGUCUUCUGGUAUUUUGUUCUCCUUUUCCAUAUAUUCAUAGUGUUUAUGAAUAAUAGCUGAUUGGCCCAGCUCUUGUACCUCUUGUGAUGUCAUUAGCCAAUAUGCAAACAAAGCAGACUUAAUUUUGUGUCCUUCUGUAUGCUUUUUAAAAGUAUUAAGCGGCAUCCUCUAAUGGAAAAAGACACUUCAUUAGCCAGCUGUGUUUUUAUUGGCAGUUUUCAUUUUAGUGGAAAAAAAAACCCAACCCACUAGAUAGUUUCUUUAAACAGGAUAUUGCAGCAGUAAUUUAAGAUCAAUAGCCAUAUGCUGGAUUUAUCCACUCUUACUACCUCAACAAGUUAUUCAAUACUACAAACCCAAGUAAAACAGCUGAGCUUGUGUGUGUUUAAGGGCCACGAGAGCAAAGACUAAAGAGAUUCAUGUUCUGUUGUGGUGAAACAUCAGGUAAAAGAGUCAGUGUGUCAGAGCCGGGGGGCCCCCACAGAGGUGGGGCUGGGGCUGCUGCUUGGGUUUGGCAGCUUUUAUUUUGCUUAACUUUUCAUGUGACAGCUUUCCCAGAAUAGACAGGACAAGUGGAGCAGCACUUCAGCCCCCAAUUCUCGAUCAAAGGACUUUUCCAUCCAGACACACUUUUUGUCCUGCAGCUUAAUGAAACGGCUGCCUUGGUCUAUCACACAUCUGAUGCAUCAGUUCUCCGUUAUCUUGACCACAUAUAUUAGACUUGUUGACGAUGUUUUCAAACUGUUAAAGCUUUUAUUGACAUAUGUGCAGUUUAUGCCUUUUUGUUUUUCUCAGCAAGAAAAUUAUUCAGUGCACUCUAGAGUGCUCUCUUUUCCUCCUAACUACCCAAUCGGAUUAUUUCUAAAGCUGUAUCUUUGCACUAUACAUCUAAGAACUACUUUUACUGUGGUGUAGUGAAAUCUUCUGAAAACAGACACAGGACCGCAGACACACCUUUCGACUAACACUUUCAGCUUAUUGUAGCCAUGUUAAUCCUUGUUCAAAUCCAUUGGAAAAAAAACAAAUCCGUUUCUAAAGCUUGCAAAUUAUUGUCUUGCAGUUUUACCAAGUGUUUGCUUUUCUAUUUUGGACAUGCAUGAAUGUAAGAUAUUUGUACACAAUAUGUAAUAAUUCUAUUGUAAUUUAAUGCUGGUUCAUGUAUCAUUUUAUGAUAUAAAGAUAGCUUUUGUAUCAAAUCAUUUGGGACAAUAUUUGUAUUGCUGCCCUCCCUCCUGCUUUUCAUAACAUUUCAUUUGGUUUGCUUCAUCAAUACAUAAAUAAAUAUAAAAAUAAAUCAUAUUUCAGUAGAUUUCA